Messenger RNA from Hypanus sabinus (Atlantic stingray), 1117 nucleotides. RefSeq lists its product as uncharacterized. The record is from RefSeq and is a predicted model, not a curated record. NCBI's taxonomy places the organism in Eukaryota, Metazoa, Chordata, Chondrichthyes, Myliobatiformes, Dasyatidae. The coding region runs from base 95 to 1117 and encodes 340 amino acids. The transcript is spliced from 7 exons.
CCAAAAUGCAAUUUCACUGGCCCUUCAGGGAAGACAAUUUGCAGAGAAAUACGGCUGACAGCUUCUAAGUCUUCAAAUUUCAUAUUUGCCCGUGAUGCUCAGUAUCCACAAAAUACCAACCCAGCUACCAAAAAAACUGGAGUCACACCGCCAACGAGCGAUAAAGUAUCCCACUUCUUCCGGUGCAGCUGAUAUACCGUACACAGUCAAUGGAUUUCGAGGAAAUGUUUACUUUGAGCCAUUACAAAUAGUGAAAUUAUCAACAAGAAACUCAAUCGAAAAGCCAUCUAAAAUUUCUUCCACAAAGAGCUACCCAGCUGAUGAAAGACUCCUGACAAGAUGGAAUGGACAUUGGUGCACAGGGAACCAAACUUCUCUGAAAGAUAAGUCUCCCAGUUUCAGAUCAGUUGGUGCUUCCCCUCGACAACUUGGCAGCCUGAGACAGCUUUCCAUUCUGGACAAGAAUGCAGUUCUGUCAAAACACAACCAGCAUCUCUCUGAGGACCUUGCCUGGAUCUGUAGUCUGGAAUCACUUGGGAGCCUCAGAACACGAGUCCCCAACAGCAAACCCAAGAAAAGAAUCAAUUAUCCAAUCAGUCAAUUCUGUAAGGGUGUAGUGUCCAGAGCACUGAAGAACUCAAGUGAAUUACCUUUAAUAAAUGGCUCUAAUUACAUCACCUGUGGGUUCGUGAUUCAUCAUUUUGGUUUACGGAGCAACGAUGCAAUUGUGUCCAAGGGCGAUGUGAACCCUUAUGCCUGUGAGCUGGGAUUCAGUACCACGGAUAGAGGUAGCGCCUCGCCGGAGACCCGCGACGGGACAUCGUUCUGCCGCAAACGAAGUACUGUACAAAAGAACAAGCUGCGUACAAACGUUCUCACAGAGUUCCCUAACGGAAAAUUAUCCGUGUACAAAUUUAAUCGGAGUUUCAAGGUCGCAAAGAACAACGACGUUUUCGCUUUCACUGCGGUCCGAGUGUUCGACAACGAUUAUCGACAGCAUUCAGAGUCAAAUUUAUAUCGCAAUCUUAUAUCACGUGAACAUCGGAGUUCUGCUGUUUGCUGCAGCAGUAAGGUGCAGCGGCUUAACGUUGCUGUAUAUUACACAACAAUUAAAUAG